Magnolia sinica is the source of this 3455-nucleotide messenger RNA. RefSeq names its product probable receptor-like protein kinase At5g20050. Lineage: Eukaryota; Viridiplantae; Streptophyta; Magnoliopsida; Magnoliales; Magnoliaceae. Gene Ontology annotation, molecular function: protein kinase activity; ATP binding. Gene Ontology annotation, biological process: protein phosphorylation. The transcript is spliced from 2 exons. Bases 684 to 2057 code for a protein of 457 amino acids. The record is from RefSeq and is a predicted model, not a curated record.
CACCCACCAUCCAAAAUUGGUGGUCUGAAUCUUCACACGCCUAUGAGUCAGUGCACACAUCUCCCACCGUCCAAAAAAAUAGUGGUGGGAAUCUUAACACACUACUCAAAAUGGACUUUUGAGAAUUCACAUCUCGAAAUGCUGCCAGAUUCCAAUCAACGAUUUUGAAAUUGUGGGACCAAUAUGAAAUGGUGAUAGCCCAGAUGAAGGGCGCUCAAACCUGCCCUGGCUAUUUGGAUCAGACAAUCCUGGCCGAUUGUUCAGUGGGCUAUGAAAUGGACAACGAUUAAGAUAUAUCUAUUCAGCGUAAAUUUGGCCGGCGCUGGAUGAAGCUCAUUUGUGCCACGUGUACAGUGUAGGUGUCUGUAUACGAUAAAUAAAAAGACAAUAAAACAAACCAUGAUACUAGUGACCGAGUCGUAGUCCUUUAAUUAGUUCUUAAACAAACUAAUUUCAACAGCAUGUGUAAAAAAAAACCAAAGCCAAGUAUCUGAGCUACAGCUCCCUAUAGCAGUAACUUGAACGUUGGUCCGCUAGUAAUUUAAAUAUUCAAAUGACUGUGACACCAGCUCUCCCCCUUUGCUACAAAACAAUCAUCCAAAUUCCUUGCAAAUCCAGUAGACCAUGGGCACAAGAAAGCGUUUUUUCUUCUCUUUUACUCCUAAUGUGAGGAAGAAGCUCUAAUGGAGUCCAAGAGAUGGAAAAUCGUCGCAGCUGCUAUCGUCAUUUCCCUCCUCAUCUUGGUCAUCGUCCUCCGCUUCUCCAUCGGCCUUUGCAAGGCCUUCUUUGUAAUCACUGGUGUCUUUCUUGCUGUAAUUCUCGCAAUCUUCAUUUGGGUGUUUGUUUUAUAUGCUGUUGAUCGUUGGCGAAGGAGAUCGUUGGAGAAUCGAAAGGCUUUUGAAGGAGAACAACUCCGCCUCGAAUAUAGCUUCCUUAGGAGGGUUGCUGGGUUGCCAUCAAAAUUCCGGUACGAAGAGCUCGAGGCAGCGACUGACAAUUUCCAAGCAUUGCUUGGCCGAGGUGCCUCCGCUUCUGUCUUCAAAGGGAUUCUCGAUGACGGCACUCCUGUCGCUGUGAAACGGAUCGAGGGGGUGGAGCAUGGGGACAGAGAGUUCCGUGCGGAGGUCACUGCGAUAGCAAGUGUCCAGCAUGUCAAUCUCGUCCGCCUGCUCGGAUACUGCUGUGUCAUUGAUGGGCCCCGCUUCCUUGUCUAUGAAUUCGUCCACAAUGGUUCAUUAGAUGGGUGGAUCUUCCCACAGGGGAACUGCCGGGGUGGCAGAGAUGAUUGCCUAUCAUGGUCCUUGAGGUACAGGGUUGCGAUUGAUGUUGCAAAGGCGCUCGCAUACCUCCACCACGAUUGCCGGUCGCGGGUUCUGCACCUCGACGUCAAGCCAGAGAACAUACUCCUCAACGAGAACUUCCGCGCGCAGGUAUCGGAUUUCGGGUUGUCGAAAUUGAUGGGGAGAGAUGAGAGUAGAGUGGUCACAACAGUUAGAGGAACCCGAGGGUACUUGGCCCCUGAAUGGCUCCUAGAAAACGGAAUUUCUGAAAAAUCUGAUGUCUACAGCUAUGGGAUGGUGCUUUUAGAGCUUGUGGGUGGCCGGCGAAAUGUAUGUUUGGUCGGCAAUGGCAACAAUUCCCAGAAAAAAUGGUCAUAUUUUCCCAAAAUUGUAACAGAGAAGGUCAGAGAAGGGAAGAUCAUGGAGGUGUUGGAUGAGAGGCUGGUCAGAUGUGGGGGAAUUGAAGAGAGGGAAGUCAAGAUCUUAGUUCAUGUGGCACUGUGGUGCAUUCAAGAGAAGUCUAAGCUCAGGCCCAGUAUGGCGCGUGUGGUCGACAUGCUUGAAGGGCGGGUGCAUGUGGACGUGCCACCUCAGACCGAGAUGAUCAUCGUCGAUCUCUUGUCCAUUGAUCAGGCUCCAACGGAGGGUCCCACUGGAAAUGGGCACACCAGACCAGUGGGGCGUCAGAUAGAGGGCCAGGUCCCCACCACAUCCACUUACUCUUUUGCCAUGUCGUCUUUAUCAGGGUCCGAAGCAGGUAUGCCUGGUGUGGUCUAAGCAGGAGAAUGCGUUGAGUGGUCCAAGCUGAUUGUGGAUGCAAUCUAAUGAGGUGUGCUCAGCACCCAAAGGAGGAGAGUAAAGGGGUGGUUGUUAGAGGUAAGCAAUUAACCUCUCUCUCUCUCUCUCUCUCUCUCUCUCUCUCCUUUCUAGCCGCCUGCCACAUGGCCCUCACUAGGGGUUGCCACCUGUCCAAACCCACAUGCUUGAUUGCACAGUAAAUAACCAUACAAUGGACUGUAUUGGAUCAUUCUCCUACCUUAACUGGAACUAGCAAAGCAUUCUUCAUUCCUUCAAGCAAACGAAUUAAACUACUACCAUUCAAACACAAGCACCUUGAGCUAGCUUAUGUAACUCUAUUUGAAAACCCUAUUUGUUCAACUGAUAUUUAAUCACAUUUCAUUAUUACAGGAUGCAUUGUCACUAUGGCCCAUGGAUCUGGGUCAUGCUCAACGAUCCAAACCGUAGAUCUGACCAGACACAGUUGAUGGUGGUUGCUUUGAAAAUAGUCAAAAUAGAUAAAUCAAAGACCCACAAAAUAACGGUUAAGAAGACCCUCUAUAUGUUGAAAUAUACCAAUCUGAAAGUUUUUAUUGUUUCUGUUGGUCCGCGCUGGGGCCCAUCAUAUAAAUGGUUUGGAUCACUGAAAAUGGAAACGGAUUCAAGGGCUAUAGUUCCCAUGCAUCCUACAACAAUAGGUGGUCUGCAUUGUAGCAAACCUCUGCAAGUAAAUCUCGUUGGAAUCAGCCAGGCAAUAUGACAAACUUGGGAGAAUCAGAAUAGAAUUGACAUAAAUGAUUUCCAUCCCAAUCAAGGAAUAGGAAUGUAAAGAACAAUAUCAGUUUCUAUUCCAUUUGGAUAAAAGGGGAGAUAGUGACAUCUUGGAGAGUUUCGAGAUGGGAUGAUAUGGCCCACUAGAUUCUCCUGGGCAGACCACUGCUCAUACAUGUUUAGUCGAUUGAUUUUCUUCAAACUCCUACAACAUUUUCUUUUAUCUUUGGUACAAUCACAUCAAAAGGCCUAAGUUUAACAAACCCAUCAAUCACACCUGUCGCCAUGCCUUAGUGGUAGACUUGCAUGAGUUUUAACACGAGGUCAUGGGUUCAAACAUCCAUUGUGGUGCCAGUGUGUGGGGUUGUGAGUGCGUAGAAAAAAAACCUGUCUCUGUUAUAUAUAAUACCCAUAGCUUUGGACAUUUUUGUCCUCACAAUUAGUCUUCACUUCAAUGGCUAAAAGAGGGUAAAUUCGUCAUAAAAUGUAGUUGCUUGGCUGUGCAUAGAUUGCACCCACUUCCUUUCUUCCCUUUUAAUGCAUGUAGCCUGCACUAACCUCUCUCGGUUUAGUUGGACUGGCAUGAAAGCUAGGGAGCCCAUGUGACAAAGGCUUUGUUUGUCCACC